AUGUGUUAUCCUAUGGUUAUAGCACGUUUUGUAAUGGCAAAUGUAAUUGAUCAAUUAUUUGAACAUCAAAAUCAAAAUGCUAAUAUUACAUAUCUUUUAUCUUUAUGUGAACACGGUGAUCUACAUUUACGUGGUGCAUGUGCAAAUUUACUUGUUACAUUAAUUCAAACAACAAAUCAUCUUUUAACACUAUCAUCAUUAUCAAAUUCAUUUAAUAAUUCUUUUAUUAAUUAA
Molecule: messenger RNA, 234 nt
Organism: Rotaria sp. Silwood1
Lineage: Eukaryota; Metazoa; Rotifera; Eurotatoria; Philodinida; Philodinidae
Source: the annotation of a GenBank genome assembly